This is a messenger RNA of Homarus americanus (American lobster), 3940 nucleotides long. RefSeq lists its product as uncharacterized. Lineage: Eukaryota; Metazoa; Arthropoda; Malacostraca; Decapoda; Nephropidae. The transcript has 5 exons. The coding region runs from base 383 to 922 and encodes 179 amino acids. The record is from RefSeq and is a predicted model, not a curated record.
CGACAGUAGUAGUGUGGGUCGAGCCUCUCAGACAGUCACACAGUCACUCACACCUCGCAGCAGCUAAGACGUGAUCGAAGGAGCGCCCAUUAUUGUGGUGGCCUUCCGACUAACUUAGAUACACGAGGGUGAACUAAAGUAUCUUAACUACUACUUUAAAGUGACAGUGUAAACCUCACCUGAUUAUAUACAUAUAUUAGUAUACCUGGAUUUAAAUCACCUAUACGGAGACUAUUGAGAUGGAGAGAAGCUACGCCACUUGGAGACGGGGGGUGAGCACAGCUGGUUCUGGCACUACUAUGGGCGGGCUUAGCCACCUGUUUACCACGCCCACAGCCAGAUUCUCGAUAGCGACACGCCCACCGGGGAUAAUACCUUGGAGAUGUUGGUCAUCACUCCCAGGGCCUCCCAGCUUCCCAGCAUAGUUGUUGUUUCAGGAGGAGGAGGAAGACGAGGAGGGACGACUGGGGAUGACCUUGUUAACUACUACCUUCCUGUUAUCAUGGCUGAGAUGGCUGCCUCUGUCUCAACUAGAGAUCCAUCGAUAAUCCGGGUGAGCUGUCGACAGGGCUUCAUGGAGGACCUGGUUGGAGGGUGUCGACCUGUCUUCGACCCCACGCCCUACUUCCCACACAACACUCGACCCAACAGACACACGAGCGUGGCCAGCAUCCUGCCGGUGAUACGCUCCCCACCACGAGUGACGCGCCCUGAACCCCAGACACAACGAGACCUCAUACGUCAGUUCAACAUCUCCCGAGGAAGACCUGCAUGGUUCGGUCGAAGCCUCUCAUACCAGAAGGACACCACCAACAGUAAAGGUCCUUCAGACAGCACUGGAAGACCUCUGAUACCCCGACCAGUUACCACAACCACCACCACGCCCUCGCCCGACACCUCAACACCUGACUGUGACGAUUAAGAUUAUAUUUUGUUUCCCUUCAGCUAGGACACAGGGAGAACUACUUGACCAGUAUUUAAUUCCGCGCUAUGGAGGCGGAGUUAUCCACCCGAUGAUAUUAUUAUUAUUAUUAUUGUUAUUAUUAUUAUUAUUAUUUCUAUAAGACUCACUAAGACUAAGCUUACAUGUUACACAGAAGAAUCAGUGACACUUAAGAGACCCCAUAAGUGUUUACCUGUAACAAAACAUUAUAAUAUGUCCAGCAAAGAUAACGAGAUGCAGCGUCGUCAAUCACUAUACGUAAUACUAUUCGAAAAUUUAAUUAAGUCGUUAUAUUUCAGUAAUAAACAUUUAUAAACACUUGAAUAAUUGUUCAUCAUGCACGGUCACUAGUACAAAAUGUUAACCCAUGUUCAUCGUUCACGUUCCUACGUACAGAACUUAGAAUCAGUAUAAAAAGGAGAGUUUAACAAAUACACUGUAGUUCUGUUGUAAAAAUCAUACCCAAUAUUACCAAAGUACGUAUCAGCCGCUGCAAUAAUUAUCAUGUACAACUAAAACAACAAAUCGGUUUUAAUUAUUUCCCUUAUACCGUGAUAAAAGCAGUUGUACAAUAAGUUAACAGUGCGUGACAUACAUACGGAGUUCGCCCGCUCUCUGUCUUCCAUAGUAUGAGUAAUAUUAAAUAGACAUUUGAAUUAGCCACCCGCCGCUUUCUUUACAUUGCUCCUCCCUCAUCCAUAAAAUCAUUACAACUAAAUUAAAAUAAACUUACAAUUUACCUUAUAUGUCUGGUGAGGGAGGAACGACGACUGUUCUAUAGUUAAACGAAUUUAAUUAUCAAUAACAUCUCAUUCAUAUUCUUUACAUUGUGCACUGAACGUAAUAUUAGUUGCCCGCUGUAGAUGGUGUUUCAAAAUCAAAUUAUCACUUAUAGUUCCCGUGUUGUCUGUAGUAUUUUAAAAGUCCAUACCACUUUGGAUGUCACGGUCACAGAUCAAGUCAACCUACUGCCUGAUGAUGCAUUAUUAAUAUCAUGCGGAAUUUAUAUUUGUGAACAUUUCUCAAUAUAAUUCUUCACUUCGUGAUUAAUAUUAAACAAAUUAGUUGAUAUUAUAGUAUUGUAUAUAACGGAUAUAAGUAAUUAGAGAGAAUUCAUCAAACGCCUGGCAGAGGAAAGAACAAACAAGCGGGUUAUUUAACAGUGUGCACGUGGCAUUAAUUAGUCUUUAAAUUAGGCCUAUGUUAAACCUUAAAGAACUAUAAUGAAAAAGCGUACGUUAGAAAAUAAAAUAUCGGCUCUCUUACCCUCGAAUAUAAUAAAUGGUACUCUUAUGUGUGAACGUUAAUAUACACACGAUUCCUUAACUCUUAAAAUUCCCUUCCUUGUUUUCAUCGCUACUGAGGAGUCUUAUUUAGGCUUUAAGCUUUUUUUUAUGAAUUAAUCAAAUGCUCUCUAACGAUUUCUCAGUAGUAUCCUCAUCUUUAAUUUCAAGUAUCUGUGGUCUUCCCUACUUGUAAGUCAUUAUAUUACAGGCGGGAAGAUGUGAUGAUGGAAGCCUAGUGGACCGCCCGCGACCAAUUCCUCAUUAUCACACGACGAUGCUAUUUUUCAAUUAUUUAUUUCUUGCUAAACAUUGUCUCUAUAUCAAUACCCCAGAUUUAUAUAUUUCUUUAGUAAACUCUAAUGAUUUCUAGGUAAUAAAAUGUUAAGGAUAUCAGAAAUUUCCUUGAUAAUUGGUUCAACAAGUCUGAUAAAUAGUAUGUAAGGUAUAACUUGCACACAGACAAAAUAAUAAAUGAAUAAGUAAAGAAGUAAAUUAAUUGAUAAAUGUAAUAAAAACCGAUAAAUUCACAAAUGAUAAUAGAUUAUUGAUAAGAAAAUAUAAAUAGACGCAUUACUAUGGUUUUCUCCCUUAAGCUAUGAUAAUUAUACACCGUUUUAUCCAAGACAAUUCGAAUUAAUCAACUGGAUGGAUGUUUAUUUGAGGUUGUCAUCACAAGGAGAGGCAGGACAAAAUAAGGGAAAAAGUACACUCAUUGCUUCACCCUUGUCUCAUCAUCAACCAAAUGACUAUGAACUUAAAAUAUUUCCCAAAACAUAUUAACACUAUCAAGUCAUUCACAUACAACUAAAUAUAUAAUAGAAAAAAAUUAAUGAAUCAUUGAUAUAGAGUGUCAAUCGACUUUAUGGUUCCUCCCGGCUUCCAUAGAUAGUUUAGUACUGUAGACAAUAAUAGACAGGGAGACACUCAACUGUUACCAAUGUUGUGGCUGUGUGCGUCGGUGUGUGUGCGUGUGUGUGUGUGAUUUUCCUUUCUCAUCAUUCUAGUAUAUAUUUCUUAUGAAUUUUCUUCCACUUGUCAGUUUUUUUCUUUACCCAGGGGUAUCUGAUAUCAACGAAUGUUUAAGAGUCAACUGAUUAUGCAAGAAAAGUUUCCCUUAUGUAACUGACAUUGUUGCAAAUGUUGUGUCAUCCAGCUUGCCUCUUCUUUCAUGACAUAUAUAUAAACAGACAAAUGUAUAUAUGUGUGUAUAUAAAGACCCAAGAGUGUUAGGCUGGAUAGAGGUGUAUCAGGGUAGUAGAGGGUGCGAGGUGGGAGGAUAGUCUCACUCACCUCUACGCCCUCACUUGUAAACACACUCACUCACUCACUCUUUUUUUAUUUUUGUACCUUUCAUAAUCUAAAAUUAAGGUUCAUGCGUUACAACCGAUCAUGUCUAAUUAAAAAUGUAAAAAAAAAAAAUAAAAAAAUUAAUUCGAUUCCUUUUCUCAAAAUGCUGUACCCAACCAGUCGACUUACAAAUUUAACAGUGUUUUUCAUACAAUAUUUCAUUAAUUUAAUCCAAAAGUUUUCUUGACUUCAAAACUACUUCCAAAAAGUUAUUAAGACACGUUUUUUGUGUGUCUCUAUCGCCAUAAUCAUAAGUAUAUUAUGUUUGGUCACAUUAUUGUUGCAGAAAACAUUAUUUUUGUAUGGCUCCGGUCGUUACAUUACCAAGUUACCAUGUUGAAUGUGCAAUAAAACAUGCAGUAUA